Molecule: messenger RNA, 639 nt
Organism: Olea europaea var. sylvestris
Lineage: Eukaryota; Viridiplantae; Streptophyta; Magnoliopsida; Lamiales; Oleaceae
Exons: 2
Coding region: 1-639 (212 amino acids)
Source: RefSeq, a predicted model, not a curated record
AUGGAACUUUCUGAGUGUGAGAACAAAUUUGAGGAAUUGUCCCGAUAUGCCCCACAUCUUGUAAGUACCGAGCUCAUGAAAGCAAAACAUUACAAAAGGGGCCUGCGCCCAGAGAUCGGGCAGAUUAAGAAUGAUAGUGUACUAGAGGUGAGUAUGCCAUCAGGUAGAAUUAUUUAUACGGAUAGGAUAGUAAAAGUGGUACAGAUAGAUUUUGAUGGACUGACUUUAAAGGCUGACUUGUAUGUUAUAGAGAUGAAAAAAUUUGAUAUUAUUUUAGGUAUGGUAUGUUUUAAGAAGGAAGUAAUUUUUCGAAGAUCGGGAAAAGAGGAGUUCAGAUUUUAUAGAUCUAGGAUUAGGGCACUUCCUCGCAUUAUCUCAGCUUUAAAAGCAGAGAGCAUGUUGAGAAAGGCUGACUGUCAAGGAUAUCUUGUCAGUCUUACGAGCAAAUCCACUCAAGAGAAAGUAUUAGAUGAUGUGCCAAUAGUACGAGAGUAUGUUGACGUGUUUUUCGAAGAUCUAUCGAGUACUCCGCCUGAUAGACAAGUGGAGUUCACAAUAGAUCUGAUACCUGGAACUUCCCCAAUGUCCAAAGCUCCAUAUCGAAUGACACCAAAGGAAUUACAAGAGUUGAAGAUGUAG